Molecule: messenger RNA, 885 nt
Organism: Asparagus officinalis (garden asparagus)
Lineage: Eukaryota; Viridiplantae; Streptophyta; Magnoliopsida; Asparagales; Asparagaceae
Exons: 3
Coding region: 1-753 (250 amino acids)
Source: RefSeq, a predicted model, not a curated record
AUGACGUCAAAAUCCGACAUCCGCAAGACGAUCAAAUCUAUGAUAAAUUUUGACUCAUCUAAGCUGAUGACACAUCUCCUACAGACGUUUUCUAAUAGAGAUACCUCUCCUAAGGGAGUAGAGACUGACAACGGAACAUCUAAAGGAUGUGCGACUAACUGGAGCCUAUCCAUGAAGCCCGUGCCGCAGAAGAGAUGUACUGCUCGUCGAAGAAAUACACUUCGCCGUCAGCGACUUCUCCGUCUUCCCCCACCGAAUCAGCCACCGACUUCCGCCGCUUUCGCCGUCAGCGACUUCUCCGUCUUCCCCCACCGAAUCAGCCACCGACUUCCCCCGUCAGCAGAGACCGCGACUUCUCCGUCUUCCCCCACCGAAUCAGCCACCGACUUCCCCCGUCAGCAGAGACCGCGACUUCUCCGUCUUCCCCCACCGAAUCAGCCACCGACUUCCCCCGUCAGCAGAGACCGCGACUUCUCCGUCUUCCCCCACCGAAUCAGCCACCGACUUCCCCCGUCAGCAGAGACCGCGACUUCUCCGACUUCCCCCACCGAAUCAGCCGGCCCAGGAGCUUGCUCGUCUCGCUUCGACCUACAAGGGAUUAAUGCAAUAUUACUAAGAAAAGCUCAGCUACGCGGUCGGAGGCAGCUUGAGGAGCACAUCCACGACAUUUCUACAGGGAGUUGUUGCAGAUUGAGAUGUAUGUUGUCUGGAAAUGUUGGAAAUGUUAUUGAGAUGUAUGUUGUCUGGUGUUAGGUUCUGUAUAACUAUGGUGUUAGGUUCUGUAUAACUAUUCUGAUGCCAACAUAUAACUGUCCUAUACUUUGUUUGAUUAUUAUGCGAAAGGUUUGUUGUGCGACCCUUUGUGUGGAAAGUAUGUUUUGAUUA